AUGGACGUGCUCGGGCUGGGUGUUGCCAUCAUCUGCUUUUGCGCUUGCUUUGCGGUGGGCUGGUGGUUCCUGGAUCGGAGUCUCUAUAACCAUCUGGAGGAGAGGGACUAUCAUGUCCAGGCUCUGUGGUCAGUCGUGUUCGCCAUAUCAUGCAACUUCAUCAGCCUGGUGCUUUUCGAGAUUGUGAGCAUCAUGGACCCCGGGUUACGGCGGGUGGCUUGGUACUUGAACGUGUGGGGUAUGUUACUGCUACUGCUGUGUGUAUUGCCGUACUACCACAGCUACCGCCUGCUGGCUAGCGCGGGUUCGCUCCGCCGCGGUCAGGUGGCGGUUGGUGCGGCUCUCUUCUGGGCCGUAUUUAUGUACGGCUUCUGGCGGUUGGGCACCUACCUCCCAGGAGUCCCCCCCGCCACGGAGGGCGUGUUCCGGAUGAAGCAGGCGAUUAGCCGGGUUGGCGUUAUGGGCACGUGGAUGAUUGCCGUACUGUCCGGCUACGCCGCCGUCAGCUUUCCGUACUCGUACUUGUCGUUGUUCGUACGGCCUGUGGAGGCGUUUGAGAUCGUGGCGAUGGAGGAGCAAAGCCGACAGGUCGGGCCUUGGGGGGCCUGGAUUGGGUGUAUGUAUGUAUGUGUGGGACAGGGGGGCACUACUGGUAGAGCACGCACCAAUGCCCCCGGGAGAUCCCGGGGUCGAGACCAGUCAAGGUCGAAAAUCCUUCCGAUGGUGGAGGGUAAAGUGCCCCUAGUCGAUGGACGGACUCUGUCAGUGGAGUUGGCGGAGUUGCGUUCGGAGCGGGCCAGGGCACUAGAGAGUCGUACAUUGGCGGGGCACUGCAAGAACGCGCUAGGGUACGCCAUGUCGUUGUACUGCUUCUACAAGAUGUACACGAGUCUGAAGGCCCUGGUGUUCGGCGAGGACCUGGUCAGCGACACGGUGGGCUCCGCGCUGAGUUUCGGGCUGCGUUGGGUGACCCACGGGUCGGUGGUGGUGGACGUGCAGCUGCUGUCGCAGUACCUCACCCUGGUCUUCAUUGGCGGUAUCAGCGCGAUGAGUCUGAGGGGCUUCCUCAAGAACCUGAGGAAGCUAUUUUCCUUCGUCCGUGGCGCCGGCACCGCCAGCAGCUUGGUCCUCCUGCUGACGGAGGUCACGGGCUUCUAUGCCGUAUCGUCGCUGCUGCUUGUACGGAAGAAUGUACCGCUGGAGUACAGGGGGGGUAUGGAUGCGGCCAUGGGGGGGCAACUGGACUUCCAGUUCUUCCACAGGUGGUUCAACGGACUCUUCCUCGCAAGCGCAUUGCUGACGCUACUGCUGCUGUACGGACAGUACCAGGCCCACAAGUACGACCCUUUGGAGCUACUGCCAACUACUACCAACAACCACCUGUACUACAAGGGCCGUAACUCGUCACGGUGA
Molecule: messenger RNA, 1413 nt
Organism: Volvox carteri f. nagariensis
Lineage: Eukaryota; Viridiplantae; Chlorophyta; Chlorophyceae; Chlamydomonadales; Volvocaceae
Exons: 9
Coding region: 1-1413 (470 amino acids)
Biological process (GO): response to abscisic acid
Cellular component (GO): membrane
Molecular function (GO): abscisic acid binding
Source: RefSeq, a predicted model, not a curated record